Molecule: messenger RNA, 2248 nt
Organism: Aplysia californica (California sea hare)
Lineage: Eukaryota; Metazoa; Mollusca; Gastropoda; Aplysiida; Aplysiidae
Product: selenoprotein F
Exons: 4
Cellular component (GO): endoplasmic reticulum lumen
Molecular function (GO): oxidoreductase activity
Source: RefSeq, a predicted model, not a curated record
UGGUUUGUUGACGUUAAUUGUACAUUUAUCGACUACUAAAUUCUGCCAAGAUGGCGGAUUGGAUACAACUUGUAUCCUUUCUGCUAAUGUUUAUGGUGUAUGUUGGAGAUUGUAGUCUUGACUUUGUGCGAGAAUGUUCCUUGAAAGGCUUCACCAACAACCUUAUGUGUUCAACAUGCCUGAAGAUGGACGACUUCAACUUGGGUGCCAUCAAGCUCGACUGUUUAGAGUGUUGCCAGAAAGAUAAGGAGGAGGAAGCUGGGAUUACUAAAUACCCCUUUGCUGAGUUAGCUGUGUGCGGAUGAAAAUUGGGUCGAUUCCCACAAGUCCAGGCAUUCGUGAAGAGUGACCGUGUCAAGCAGUUCCCCGGUCUGACGGUGCGCUAUGUGCGUGGCGCCGAUCCGGUGAUCAAGCUGCUGGACAAGAACCACGAGGUCGUUGAGACACUGGGAAUCGACAAAUGGAACACCGACUCUGUCGAGGAGUUCUUCCAAGAGCACCUCCAGAACUAGGUCGCCCGACAGCACAUGCACACUCAUGUGCGACCAGGAGAACAAAAGGAAAAUGAAGAUGGUUUUGUCUUUUUUUACAUAUCCGCGUACAAAGACACAUUUGAAACUUUUUAAAGGAAUUAUUAUUUUCUUGAUGGGUUUUUAGUUGGCCUUUUUUUUUUAGGUUAUUGUUUUUUGGUAUUAAAUGAAAACAAGCGUGAAAUUCAAAAUUUUUAGAUAAAAGUCUGGAUAGUGUGGAACAUGUUGAAACUAAUUUUUUCAUUUUCCUUUUGCGUGCCCUGACUGCAGUGGACUGGUUUUUUAAUGAGACACUUGUUGAAGUACUUGGAUUUUUUGUAAUGUUUUCAGUGUAAUUUCCUAAUGUUAUUUUUAGUUCGUAUUGUUUUCUUCAUUCAGUCACUUAGAUUGUUUUCCCAUUUUGUUGAAAUUCAGUGAAAUUCUCUUUUUUCAUUUCAUUAUACUUUGUGGAGGAGAGUAAGAUUAAUGUCUUCAUUUACGACUUGUCGACUGCAGUCAGAGGGAAGAGCUUCAAGAUUCUGUACCGAUGACGUUCGGGCAAUAAACCUGUUGGUGUGUCUGAACUGAUAGUUUUCUACAGGUCUUGAGAGUUACACACAACUCCUGACGUGACUGAGUCUACUCUGACUUGAGUGCUUGGCUGUAUGCAUGUGAAAGCUACAGAGACUUCAUGUGAAAGUGAUGUUUGUUAGUCUUGUCCCCCUCUCAAUGGAAGACUUUUAAGAGAAAAAGAACACUUCACAGUAACUUCCUUGGCAGUCUUGUUUAUUCAGUUUUGUCUUCUCUCCCUAGAAGGACAAGAAAUGUGGCUGCCAUCAGGUGCUUACAGCAGUAAUUUUCUUAAUUCCUGUCUCUGAUGAUUUCAAAGUUGUCAUUAGCAUCUGGGUGAACCGAGGAAGACAGGGUAUCGUUCCCUUUAGGGGGUACACAGUCCUUUCCAUCCCUUCCAGAAUUCCAGCCAAUGAUCUUUGUGUGAGUUCGACACCUUAAAUGCUAGACAUUAAAUUGUAAGAUCUGCUUUGUACGUUGGAUGCUAUCAUAUUUGUGUAGCCCACCAUGUGACAUAGAGGGGUAUCACAUGGGCAAGACAUUGCAGGGAACAGCUAGAUAGUGUUUCUUAUGAUUUAUGGUCUUUGAGGUCGUCAAGUGAUGAUUGUUUUAUGAGAGUGAGUGUGUUUCCUGUUGUAUAUCUUUAUGGUGGUGUAGAUGAAUGUACAAGUGUCUUCUGACAUACUUAAUGAGCUUCCAUUUUCCUACUUGGAUCACUUGAUCACGAUUAAAAAACGUUGGUGUUUGAUUUGUUAAGUUUUUAUACUUGAGGAACGUUUUUUUUUUUUAAUGAGAGCAAGAAAACCUCCCAGUAUGUUAUAGAGUACAGGUCAGAGUUUGCCAGGGCAUUAUAUUAUUCAUAUCUUGUCUGUGCUUUCAGACCCCCAUUCUCAGACUCUCUCAUUUUGGAAAACGCUGUACAUACUCGAAUUGCACUUUGGUAUAAUGUAUUUUCUCAAAUCCACCUUGUAUGAGUAUGAGUCAAGAAAGUUCAGAUUUAUAUAGAUACAUAUUUUUUGAGUGCAUAAUCAGGAAUAUGUACUGCUGGGAAGUGUGAAAGUGUUCUUGAACUUGAACUUUAUUUGAAUAUUUGCGUUGGAUGCCAAAAUUUAAAUAAUAUUAGUGACUGGUUGGUUGUUUUUCGGAAUAAAAGUGGAAUUGUUUUAACA